Molecule: messenger RNA, 3672 nt
Organism: Cyprinodon tularosa
Lineage: Eukaryota; Metazoa; Chordata; Actinopteri; Cyprinodontiformes; Cyprinodontidae
Gene: znf362b
Product: zinc finger protein 362b
Exons: 9
Coding region: 264-1592 (442 amino acids)
Biological process (GO): negative regulation of transcription by RNA polymerase II
Molecular function (GO): DNA-binding transcription repressor activity, RNA polymerase II-specific
Source: RefSeq, a predicted model, not a curated record
AACACGCAUUAAAAACACCGCAACAUUUUUCACCUGGCAUGCAGUGCACCGUAAACGCCAACACGGCGAGCUGUGCGGUUAAACAAACAUCCAGAGCAACAUGAGCAGAUUUCCUUUCUGCUGCCGCUGCUAGUGAGCCUCGCAGCAGCACCCAGAAGUGAACAAAGCGACCCGGAAGCGGUGGUCCGACUGGAAGCAGAACAUCAAGCUUUUAUAUUAUAGCUCUUCUCGCAGGACAAUAAUCUGCAGCCUGGAACACAAGGAUGGCAGAGCCUCGGUUUAACAACCCUUAUUUCUGGCCCCCGCCCCCCUCCAUGCCCGGCCAGCUGGAUAACCUGGUCCUCAUUAACAAGAUAAAGGAGCAGCUGAUGGCGGAGAAGAUUAGACCUCUGCACCUGCCGCCCACCUCCACCCCCUCUCAGCAGCCUCUGCUGGCCCCCACCUCGUCCCCAGACGGUGGCGGUCCACACGGGAUGCCAGGGCCAAAACCUCAGCAGCAGCAGGUGCCGGGCCACCACUCGCAGCAGCAGGGCUCCGGGCAGCCGGACAUCGCUCUGCAUGCUCGUCCUACCUCCAGCUCCGGAUUAGAUGGAAAUCUGGAUGACAAGUCAUCAGUAAAGGCCAAAGGAUUAUGGGAGGACUGGCAUAUGAGACAACUUAGUGAGCAAUCCGCCCGGGUCAACCAUCGUUCAGGUCUGGCUCCCUCAUCUCGACCCGACAACCACAGCACCUCAGAGGCCCUGACCCCCACCACUCCAACUUCAAGCAGCCAGAACCGUUUGGGUGGUGCUCCCUCUGUCAACAUCAUUUCUGGGCUAGCUAGUGGUCCUGGCAUGGACCAUAUGAAGAGUGGGGGUCUAGCAGGACUCCUGGGCCCCCCACCAAAGGCGACGAGAGGAAGAAAGAAGAUUAAAGCUGAAAACGCAUCUGGUCCUCUGCUGGUGGUGCCCUACCCAAUCCUGGCUGACCAAGGCUGCGUCACCGUGGCGCCUAAAGAGGGCAAAACCUACAGGUGCAAAGUUUGCCCGCUCACCUUUUUGACCAAGUCAGAGAUGCAGAUUCAUUCCAAGUCCCACACAGAGGCCAAACCACAUAAGUGUCCCCACUGCUCCAAGACGUUCGCCAACGCCUCCUACCUGUCCCAGCACCUGCGCAUCCACCUCGGGAUCAAACCCUAUCACUGCUCCUACUGCGAGAACUCUUUCCGCCAGCUGUCGCACCUGCAGCAGCACACCAGAAUCCACACUGGUGAUCGGCCUUAUAAAUGUGCUCAUCCUGGAUGUGAAAAGGCUUUCACUCAGUUGUCUAACCUCCAGUCUCACCAGAGGCAGCACAAUAAAGACAAGCCCUACAAAUGUCCUAACUGCUACCGUGCCUACUCAGACUCUGCAUCGUUGCAGAUCCACUUGUCAGCGCAUGCCAUCAAAAACACUAAGGCCUACUGCUGCAGCAUGUGCGGCCGGGCAUACACCUCAGAGACCUACCUUAUGAAGCACAUGUCCAAACACACAGUCGUGGAGCACCUAGUGAGCCACCAAUCGCCACAGAGGACCGAGUCCCCCAGCAUCCCCAUUCGGAUCUCCCUCAUCUGAGCCCCCCCUCCCCACUCAAGCGUCCAGCAGCAAGAUUUAUCAGUUUGGCUUCAUCCAGAUCUCCUGAAGCCCUGCACCCAGGUUCCUCUACAUAAGGCUUACAUAAGGGUGGUGACAGCUGACCCCAAGCAUUCAGUGUUAAAAUUCAGUAAAUGCAUUUUAUUUUUCAAAGAGCACAGCGUUGUUUUCUGAAUGUAACGAUACGGCUUGAUGUUAAUCUGGCGGUGGGGGCAGCAAAGAAUGUCUUGAGUCAGAUUCAGUAAGCACUUUGGUAAGCAUCAUGUAAACCGUUGGAUGCAUCGGCAGUUAGAUAUAUUUUAAAUACCUGUUGUUGUUUUUUUCCUUCACUUUAGAUUAUUUUGUCCCCCCUUUUUACAUCAAAUGGGUUUUCAAAACUUGUCAGGUGAUGUUUGGCCUUUUAAAGUUCUCUGAGAGGGUGUGGGGGAAAAAAAAAAAAGAAUUUAGGUAUGUUUGGAAAACAUCCAAAGAUUAUCUUAAAGCACUUUUUUUGGCGCUGUGGUUCUGGCUUAAAUUGUUUUAAUCAAGUUGGUGAGCAAAUGCCAAAAAGGGGGGCAUUACUUUAGGCAGCUAAGAGCAGAAAUUAUUAUUCUGUGCUGCUUUCUUCAUUUCUCAGCACAUAUAGUAUUCCUAAAGCAGAUGACAGGCAAUCGGUCGAGGACAAUUCAAAUAUGUUCAGAUUGUUCUCAUCAGAAUAUGUUGCAAGGUGGAAAGAUAGAUUAUGUUCUUGCUUUAAUUUUCUCCAUAAUCACUUUAGCUGCACCUUUAAUUCAAUGACAAUUUAUCACAAACCCCUUUAAUCCUACCCCCUCACCCUUUUUUUGAUGUUCAUUCAAGUGAUCAGUGCCAUACCCGAACCUCUGACAAUUGAAGAGGAAUCAAAUCUUUUGCAGUUCCUGAUUUUAAAAGCUUUGAUGGUUCAUUUUGAAGGUUUAGACGUUAGAGCGUAACUACAUGUCUUUUUAAAUAAGCUCAAAUUCCAGCUAAACUAGUUUUUUUAAUAAGUGGGUAAUUUUAAAUCAAACCACUGGACCAAAAUGUGAAGUUUAUGUACAGCUAUUCUCACCUAGCCAACACAUUUUUUGUUGUAGCUUUUUUUUCUCCCCCCUCUAAAAUAAGCUUUAUUCAUCUUGAAGAAACUGCAGUACAAGUCCUACUCAGUAGGACUAUGAGUGUAUGCUGAGGUAAAUCCUCUGCUUUUUUUUUCUUCUCUACUUUUAGUAUUAUUUUUACUGUAAACAGUAUUGUUUGUUGUAUUUUUACUGUAACCUCCGAAUGGUACUCAUAGGGUUCCCUGUGUUCUUCAGGGUAUUGCAAUUAUAAAAAAAAAAAAGGAAAAAAAAAACAGGUGCUACGGCUAGACUUUAGCUCCGAGAUUGAACUGAGAAAAAUGUAAAAUACAUAUACAGUAUAUAGUAUGUUUUCAAAAAGCAUAAGUACCUAUUACCCAAGCCACUGGCCUGAAAAAACGGACAUUUACGCCAACAACAGACCCUGCCUCUUCAACGUACUCUCUCUUUUUUUGUUGAAAUAAUGGAAAAAUGUACAUGUUGAUGUACUGUAAGACAUGUUACUCAUUUAUAGUCCCUACUCUCUGGUUUCCAUCAAUAUCUUCUGUUUGGAAUUUGUAAAAGCUCACCUAUGAAUUAACUGUGAUUAUUUUAGUCUACCUGUAUGUUAAUCAUCUUUUAUAUCAGUUCUAUACAUGUAAGCCUUAACUGUUUAUCAUCCCAAAUACAUUACUCUGUAUUGUGUUCAACAGUAUUCAGUCGUGUAAGCAUUUUAUUCUCAUUUCUGUUUUGUUUGUUUUUUUAUUCCGCAUGGAGUUCUUGAGCUGUAAUCUGUAUAACUGUUUAACCCAUGUUCUCUAUGAAAAAGAUAUUCCGUAGAUUUAUUACACUUUUCCCUGUCUUGCAUUGUGGUUUCAUAUAGUUUCAAGGCGACUUAAUAUGCACCACCAAGACUGAGGAGUAACUAAGGUUAUCAAUGUUGAAAAAAAAAAAACAAAAAAAAAGAAGCUUUGUAUCUUUUCCUUGUUUAAUAAACAGACUGUUAUAAAUUA